GUGAUCUAGGCAUAAACUGGUGACAGUGCACAACGCAAGACCAGCAUAGACAAGAGCCACUCCUAGAUUGAUUUGGGCAAAGAAACACGAUUGAACAUGAAUCUUUCUCAAAGAAGAUAUGGGGGCGUGUCUCUAACCGUACUGCUGCAAACAGUCAUUGUAUUGGCUUUAUUACAACAGAGCGAGGGCAUACAGGCGGCUGAGAAGGAAUACGUGGACAAAGGUUUUGCGGCCGGGAAGGAGAUCCUUGAUUAUAUAAACAAUAAGGAUUUUGCGAAGACUUUGACAAAGCUGACUGGAGCGAUAGCGCCAUUCCUUGGGGCAUUGGGUCCAUUUCUUGGGUUUGUUUUGGCUUUCAUCCCAUCGCAAGAUUCGGCAGAAUUGGCGUACAUGAAAAAGAUGAUGGGACAAAUUGACAACAGAUUCAACGUGAUCGAUAACAGAUUUAACGAUAUUGAACGCUUGAUUGACUGGACAAAGGUGGCUGUAAACUUUGGACAAAUAGAGCAAAACAUCAAUGCGAUGCAUUCACAAUACAUCACUCUGUACAGUACUAAUCAGCCGUCAGAAAAUGCGAAACAACUCUUUAUCAUCAACUACAACAGCGUCUACCAACUUAGUGCACUGAAAUUGUACCAGGCGAUAACACAAACCCAUGGCACGUUUCAAGAAAAUCUCGGCAAAUCUGUGAUGCGAUAUACUGCAAAUGACCGAAAGAAAACACAAGAAUUUCUGCUUGGUACAUUGCGUCUCCUCCUUCAGGCAGUUGAAAUCGAAAUUGCGUAUUACUAUGUGAGUGGAUUUGAGAAGCUUGCAGAAACCAACACGGAGCUAUGGAACACGAGAAUUCAGGAGGUGAAAAGGAACUUUGAAGCAAUUGACAAGGCUGUUAAAAACAAAUACCUUGACCAAUCUGCUAAAGAUAUCAAAGAAUUUUCUGCUAAUAAAUAUGGACAGAGUAACGAGCGAUUUGUUAAAGAUGGCUACGAUAUGUUGAAACAGAAGUAUUAUUGGCGCGAUUGGUUUGUCGUUGCAUAUAAUCUAAAAACGGCAAGUACUGCUAAUAUGUGUGGAGGGCAAAGAAUGUUUGAUAAAGACGGUCGGCACUUUGUGACUUCAAGCGUGGAGAGUAAUCAUUCAAAGAAGGGACGUGCAACACUAAAAAAGCGUUUGGAUAGUCUUGGUAGUUAUGCCUAUACAAAAAAUUGGGUAGGGAAAAAAAGUGCGCGCGAUACCAGCGAGGUUUUUGACAAGAUUGACAAGAGCGGUACAUGUAGUUUAGUUGUAUUGAAGAAGAAUAACGGCGCGUGGUGGAUAGGUCUCCCGGACAGAUAUGCACACGUUGAUAAUGGUUAUCAGGAUCUGUUAUUGUUUGCUUAAAAAAUACUUAAUAUGAAUUUAGAUCCAACUUUUGAAUAUCUAUUAUAACUCCGGUCCUAUUAUUCGACCUAGAUUUCAAAUACCUAUAGUAUGACCUGUUUAUGAUGAUUGAUACAUUCUUAUUUUGUUUAGCCAUUGUAAAAUUGCGACAUGUCUGUUGAUAUAUGAUAUUUAUUGUGUACCAUUCUGUUGCUAGCCUUGCCUAAGUUGGUGGAUUUUAUUUACUUUUACUUUUCUCCACCCUGAAUAUCAAGAUAAGUAAAAGAAAAUACCAACUAAGGCAGGGUUAUUUUGUUGCCAACAAAUGCGACCAUUGCUAUGCUUUACAAAUAUGACCGUUGGUAUGUUUUACGGAUAUAACGAUCGCUAUACUUUAUAACGGAUUUGACACCAUCGCUAU
Messenger RNA from Owenia fusiformis, 1780 nucleotides. NCBI's taxonomy places the organism in Eukaryota, Metazoa, Annelida, Polychaeta, Sabellida, Oweniidae. The record is from the annotation of a GenBank genome assembly.